AUGGAACUCACUACCACCGUCGCCUGCCUCAAUUGCCGAGAAAGACAUCUCAAGUGCGACGGCAAUUCUGCAGGAUGUGCUCGCUGCCAGUCUCUGGGUCUUUCCUGCCGCUUUGUCGCCUCUCGUAGAGGGCGCAAGACACGCCCAGCCAUACUGGCUCGAUCCAUUCUGCCAGAUCCUCAACAGUCUGGGUUCUUUACGGACCGGGAUCGUGGCCGCCAGUGGAUCUCGCUUUACUACCUACACUUUCACCCGGCACACCCCUUUCUCCCCCCAAUGGAAGUCCUGCUGGAGUCUGGCCCUCCCUCGUACCUGCUGGACAUCAUGGAAUUUAUCAGUCUACAUUAUCUGUCCCCUCAGAUUAUUCACGACACCAGCGAGAUCCUCCAGAAGGUACAGGCAGCGGACCUCACUGUCGAAAAAGCGCAGGCUUUUCUCCUCCUGGCGAUCACGCAGCAUGGGCGACAGCAAGCCCACGAAGCCCGAUCUUGUUUAGGCCAGGCCCUGCAAAGUGCGUUGGAGCUGGGCCUUGACUGUCGCGAGGCCUCUGACAUGGUCAGUGUGGAUGCCUCAGUUCGGGCCGAGAGUCUUCGACGCACCUGGUGGGAGAUCGUGGUGGUCGAUGUGCUACUCGCAGCAGUACAGGUGGACGGGUAUUUAGAGUAUGAAAUGACCGCGACCCCCAAUGUACCUCUUCCCUGCGGACUAGAAGAGUAUGAACUAGGCUGUACCAUGAUUCCCCUCCCUACCCUUGCCGACAUGGAGCAAAACAGUCUCUUCUGCGGUGAUGUCGAGUUCUCCCCUUGCGCUUAUAGAAUUGAGGCUGCUAUGCUACUGCGGAAAUGUAUGCGCGCGGGCCAGACGCAUGCCACCCAGGAAACACUCGACGUGCUCAGCGCCGCCAUCACUGCCUGGUUUCAUCGACUACCCUCCAGUCGACGCUCCAUUCUCCAGCCGAGCGGCAUGCUGGACGAGAUGAUGAUGCAGGCCGUGAUGCUGAUGCACUGCGCCACCAUCUACCUGCACUUUUCUCGCUCGUGUCUUCUACUGUAUCUUCCCGUCACCAGUCGCAUCCUUUGUUCAUCGCCGCCCUGCUUCAUCGCCACCUCGGUCGACCCUCAACUGCACACGGCAAAGGUGGCGGAGGGCGCCGCACAACUGUCCCGGCUGGCGUCUUUGUCGACCUCAGUCGUCAACCGUAGUCCUUUCUUUGCCUGCACGCUUGUCCUGAGCUCCAUUAUCCAGGUCGCAGUCAUGCUCAGCGAUGGUCCGUCCCUCUCCGGGGCCAGGCAACAGUAUCUAGGGCUAAACCUGGCGGUCCUCAAGUCGAUGGGGAAGACAUGGCCAAUUGCUGCCAGCGCCAUGCAACGAAUUCGUCAAGCGGUAAUCGAAGUACACACGGCGGUUUCGUGCGACACUCGUCCGUUGCUUGACGUAUUUUAUCCUGCUUGCUGA
This is a messenger RNA of Aspergillus sclerotioniger CBS 115572, 1455 nucleotides long. Its product is annotated as transcription factor. The transcript has 2 exons. The record is from RefSeq and is a predicted model, not a curated record. Gene Ontology annotation, biological process: regulation of DNA-templated transcription; DNA-templated transcription. The coding region runs from base 1 to 1455 and encodes 484 amino acids. Gene Ontology annotation, molecular function: DNA binding; DNA-binding transcription factor activity, RNA polymerase II-specific; zinc ion binding. Lineage: Eukaryota; Fungi; Ascomycota; Eurotiomycetes; Eurotiales; Aspergillaceae.